AUGGUAACCUCAACAAACGGGUAUACAACAAAAGCUAUCCGGGACUGGGAGGAAGACGGUUCGUUGCCGAGCACCCCGGAGUUUCAUUCGGACAGUUAAUCCGACGAGGAGCUGGAGAGAGAAACUAAACUCAUUAUUCACAGUUUUUUGGGAGACUUUACUGGACUUUCUCAGCCUCAACGAAAGGAAACCAAAGCACUAAAAAUGAUGAAAAGAGUUGUUGCGGACGUAUUAGAAAAGCACAGAUAUGCUUACAACGGAAUGAUUAAUAAAUUGUCAUUGGAUGAAAGAGAAGAAGAUAUGUCAUUUGUAGCGAAGAGCCUCUUUGGAGACCACACGACCAACUGGGGUCGUAUUGUCAGCUUUGUGGCCUUCGGGGCAGUGGUGUCUCAGCACCUGAAGGAAAAGGGCAGGGACAACUGCGUGGUGCUAGUGAGUCAAGAGAUUUCUGCAUACUUGCUGUCUGAACAGCGAGACUGGAUUAUCAAAAACAAUGCAUGGGAUGGCUUUGUGGCGUUCGUUCGAGUAGCAGACCCUGAGUCGAUAGUCAGGAACACACUCAUGGCCUUUGCUGGAUUUGCUUGUAUUGGGGCAACACUGGCACUGUUGAUCAGGUGAAUUUGUUGGACACUGAGCAACCUCCUCUUUUUUUUCCCUUCCCCAUUGGACAUUCAAAUAAAUUGAAUUGAAUUGUUGGGUUUUUCUCUGUAUGUGUUAUUGUAGGGUCUACCUUACAAUAUAACGCAGACCCUACCUUAUAUCAAGGCAACUGUUGUUGUGCUUGUUGUGAUUUGUUGUGAUUUGGCGCUGUAUAAAAUUGAA
Molecule: messenger RNA, 822 nt
Organism: Oreochromis niloticus (Nile tilapia)
Lineage: Eukaryota; Metazoa; Chordata; Actinopteri; Cichliformes; Cichlidae
Product: induced myeloid leukemia cell differentiation protein Mcl-1 homolog
Exons: 1
Biological process (GO): mitochondrial fusion; release of cytochrome c from mitochondria; extrinsic apoptotic signaling pathway in absence of ligand
Cellular component (GO): mitochondrial outer membrane
Molecular function (GO): channel activity; BH domain binding
Source: RefSeq, a predicted model, not a curated record